Molecule: messenger RNA, 1272 nt
Organism: Funneliformis mosseae
Lineage: Eukaryota; Fungi; Glomeromycota; Glomeromycetes; Glomerales; Glomeraceae
Source: the annotation of a GenBank genome assembly
AUGGUGGUGGAUGUCAUUGAAAGGGUUCUCAAAGACCUUAGUGUUCGUGAUUUACUUUCGGCACUUCUAGUUAACCGAGAAUGGAGUCAAGCCGCCGUUCCAUUGUAUUGGAAAGCUCCGUUCAGUCAUACAAAGAAAAGAAGUAUGCUCGCACUCAAGGUUUAUGAAUCGUUUCUUGAACAAGAAAGCGGAUCGGCAGGAAAAUCUACAAUUCAUAAAAAUCAACCACUUUACGAUUAUCCCAUUUUUCUCAAGGAACUCAAUUAUACAAACCUACUUGCGUGCGAAGAAACCUAUGGAAGGGCCAGAAAAGUUGAAGCAAUACUUCGAAUGUUAACAAAUCGAGAAGUUCGUCUUAACACUUUUAUUAUGGAAAAUACCGGUGCAAAUAACGAAAGAGUUUAUGGAUUAUGGACGAAUCAAUGUUAUGCAUCAAUAUUCAGUACUUUAGUUCACGUCGAAAUACACACGCCUUUUCCAAAAAAUAAUGUCAUGAAGGCAUUAAAGGAAAAUUGCGCUAAACUUGUAAGUUAUUUUCUAAAUGAAGUUUUGAAACACUACUAUGCACUUUCCGAAAGGAAUUAUAUUAUUGAAAUUUGUCAUCAUUGGAGUGUGUGUUUGUCUCAUAUUGAUAUCAAUCUUCAUGAUACUUCUGUUGAGCGUGCCAAAGAGUCGCUCAAUUAUCUUGAAGAACUCAUUACCGUCCAGAAAUGCCCAAUAAGUCUUCGGUUGGUAUUUCCAAACGGAACUGGGAAAAUUCUAGUCGAGAAAUUAAGUUCAAGACUUGAAUCCUUCAAACGUCUUGAACUCGUAAAAUGGAACUUUAACGGAUGUUAUUGGGGAUGGUUGAAAAAAUGCCCUAAUUUAACCGAAUUUGCAAUAACAGACCCACCUCCAACUCAGGUUACUAGCACUUUGGGAUUUAAUUUUGAAAAUUACCGUUUAAAAAUGUCGAAAAAUUCAAAAGUUGUAACUGCACAUUGGCAUUUCGACAAAGGUGACAAAAUUUCUUCAAAGUUUUAUUUUCACCCAGAUAAAACUUUGAUGGAACCGUAUGAUGAAAAACCUCCAGUUGUGAUCCAACCUCGAGUAGUCCGCAAGAUUGAUAGUGCUAAAAAACAUCAAUAUAUGUUGGAAAACUUAUUAAAACGUUUGGAUUCAGAAUUUUCAGACGACGCUGAUAAUGGUACCGAUUACGAUGAUUUUGAUUUUGAGGAUCAUUUUGGUUGCACUCCUGAGCAAUGGUAUAAUUGCUAUGAUCCAAGUGAUUGA